Molecule: messenger RNA, 6676 nt
Organism: Lymnaea stagnalis (great pond snail)
Lineage: Eukaryota; Metazoa; Mollusca; Gastropoda; Lymnaeidae
Source: the annotation of a GenBank genome assembly
AAGUUAGCUCUGAGUAAAUCAACGUAAUGGCCGCAUUUUCAAUUCAGUGUUUACAAACACUAUCCUAUUAGGUUGUUUUUUUGUAAAUAAACUUAUUUGUAAUAAAAUUUAUUGGGUAUUGUGAUAUUAGUAAGUAUGUUUAUGUAAUCUCUUAUUGUAGCGCCAUUAAGGAGUUUACAUUAUCAAGUGGUUUUUUUUUUAAAAUUAAAAACACUAACACCCUUUAAAAUAAAACAAUUUCAAUUACUAUUGUUAGUGAUUGUUUAUGAGGUAAUCUACCACUUCAGCGUCGGCCAAGAAAAAAUCCAGUUGUUCCGUUUGGAAGGGCUAUUUAAACAACUAUUCUCACUUUGGAGUCUGUUCAUAUUUUUGCUUCUGUAUAGAGGCUAUAAAGUAGGUACUUGGAUAAAAUUUUCAAAUUGAAUAAAUUAAAAAAUGAACACACCUGUAAGAUAGCUCUUGUUAAAUGAAGUAAUAAUAUGUUUUCAUCUAGCACUUUUCGUUAAAUUGUUAUGAUAUUUUUCAUGAAUAAAAACUCACUUUUUUAACAUAGACAUUUGUGACCUCUUUUCAAAAAAUUUUCACGAAAAGGCUGAUAACUUUAUAGCAGCACGAAAAGGCUGAUAACUUUAUAGCAGAGUGAACAAAUAUUAUGAAACUUUCCAGAAGUGUUCAUCAUCGUAUUAGCAACAUCUUUGUUGAUUUAAAAACUAAAAAAUUAAAUAUAAUAUUUUAAAAAUAUUUUUAAUGUCAUUAUAAAAACUGCCACAAAAAAAAAAUUAAAAAAUUAUUUUAAAAAAAUUAAGACCAAACGUAAUUUAUUUUUAAAAAGGAAAUAUAAUAGAGGCAAUUUUACAAUAAAAAUUAUGAUUUAACUUGAAAUGGAGCAGUAUCUGAUAAAAUAUUACUUAAUAUGUCGAUUAUUGUAUAUAUUAUAUAUAUUAUAAUAAAACCUAAUAUUAAUUAAGAUGGAACUUGAUUGCUUAAGGCAUAAAAAAUGUCUUGGGCUUUCUUAUCUGUCAACUAUAAUUAAAUAAUACUGUUUCCGGUUUGUCACUUUCGUUUUCUGCCAUUUUUUUUUUUUUUGAAUUUUUUGACCCGUUCUGGGGUCUGGCCAAAAAUAACAUUUUUAUGGCCAUCUUAGAGACUUGAAAUUUUACAUGGUGAUAUUUUAUACAAUUUCACAGGUACACCAGGUCGAUUUAAAAUGGGACAACGAAUAGUUUUCAAAAUAUUGAUAAAUUAGACUUAGCUGCUUUCUCACAUUUUUUUUUAUUUACGACAUACUGAUAUUACUAAAAACAAAAUGGAUGUCGUUAAAGCCCGUUCAUUAACGUAACUAGAACAGUAAUUUGUUCGUUGAUCCGACGUUUCUAGCGCGAAAAAAUAAUUUUUUAGUGAACCCUUGUCAUCCAGCACACCCAAAAAAGCGUCUCAAAACCCUAUGGGCCGCGAUUGCGUCAAAAUAGCCUCAUAUCCAAGUACCUACUAUAAAGUUAUAUAAUAAUAAUAUAAUAAUAGCACAAUACUAAUACUAUAAUACAUUUAAAUAAUUAUUACUGCCAAGCUACCGAUAUGCCAGGAAGAAAAAGAGACUUCAAUUAUUUUUUUUUAUAACCCAGAUAACGCGGAUGUCCACACACAGAAUGUGGAAAACGUGAAUGCUUAGAAAGCGUAAACUUAAAAGACAGUUUGGCACAAGAUGCGCCGGUGAUCUUUCCCCUUCAUAUUUACGUGGAUUCAUGUACCACAACCGUUUUCGUGGAAAUUAUAUAUUUUUAAACUUCAUUGUCAACUUGGGGGAGAACUAUGCAUAAUUCCAUGUUCACACAUUAUCUUCUAUUUCAAAAAAAUUCUUAUAGUUUUUCUAAUUUAAAAAAAUUGUCUAUUAUUAUGGGAAUGAAUACGUACAACCAAUGUCAUUAAAAAUAUAGGAAUAGUUGUUUAAAUAGCCCUUCAAACAGGAACAGCUGGAUUUUUCUUGGCCGACGCUCAAGUGGUAGAUUACCGUUUAUUAUUCUAACAAUUGACUCAAUUGAAUUUAUUGAUUAUUGAAACAUUGUUUGGUAGAUUUUGGAUUAACUGUAUGGGUUUUGUCAAGAGUUGUCUCACCUUUAGCACAGUGACGUCACUUAGGGGAAUCCCAACACUGGAGUGAAUAGACCAAUCUUGCAAGACCUGAAUGAUGCUUGUGAUAACUUCCUGUUCUUUAAUGAACAUUCCUCAAGUCAUAAGCCAAAUCUGAUGACCAAAUUGGUUAAUAUGAAGAAUUAAAAUUCAACUUACAAGUUUCAAAAGAAAUGAGAAAGAAACCCAUUCACAUCCUUGCUGAUACCCCAAGAUCCAACACCGGUGGGAAAAAAGAUGCAUGUUUAAGUUCUGUCUUUUGAUUAGUUGACAUUCCAAUUACCUGUAUCAUGGCGUAUGCAGACUACUACUUAAAUAGUAUUGGAAAUGGGUGUCUCAGACCUAUUUACUCUUAUGAUUUUGGCGUAAAAUGUACGAUUUUGAGGCAUAUACACUAUAUAUAUAUAUAUAUAUAUAUAUAUAUAUAUAUUGUAUUUUUUUUUUUACAAUUUCUAUGUGUGUCUGAGACCUAUUUACUAUUAUGAUUUUGGCGUAAAAUGUACGAUUUUGAGGUAUAUACAAUAUAUAUAUAUAUAUAUAUAUAUAUAUAUAUAUUGUAUUUUUUUUUUACAAUUGCUAUUAAGAUAAUGUAUUGAACGAUUUUGUGAUGAUACUGUACGAUUUUUAGAGUUUGAGGGUAAACAGGUCUGGUGUCAGUGCAAAAGCUUAGGAAAUGAAAUCUUAUUUCAGAAAUGUAAAAUAAGAAAAAAUACUUGCAAAAUGAACAUAUAUAUCAAAAUAUUUUGAAUACCGGGUACCGCACUGUAGAUGGAAGUUGACUUGGGGGAACCUCCAUGACCUAUAUAUUGUUGAACACAUCACCAGCCUUACCGCAAACCCAAAAUCAACCCAUUGUAAUUGUAACAAUUUGAUUUUCAUAAAGUAUGUACAUUUAUUAACUUAACUUUUACCCCUCGAGACAGAGCAUUUUUCGGACUAUUGUUGCCAAAAAGACAGAGUCUUUUUUAUAUAUUUUAAAACGGCAAUAUAAAAAAAAUCUAUGGUCUAGCACAAUUAGUGGAGUUCUCUUGUGUGACAUUGGCUGAUCUCAGAUUAAAAAUCACUUUAUCGCAUAUUUUAGGUCAAACAUAAAAAAAAAUUAAAAAUAAACAAUCCGGGCUCCAGCCCCUGGUGCAGUGGGAAGCGUGUCCAACGUUCCGCCAUGCUUAAAGGUUUGGUAGCCACUGUUGUCAAAAAAAUUUAAUACCGGGUACUCUAUUUUGCCCUUAGUUUUUCUAUUUACCAAAGCAGGCUGUGCAUAAUAAUAAUAUGAAACAUUUAGCAAUUAUCAUGACGGUUUUAAAGUUAGGAUAUUUUGAUACCUGUAGCCUUAUUUUUAUUUCUUUUUCAGGAACUUUAUUGUUUUCUAUGAAAUGAGCAGCUUUCAAAAUUCUUUAAACGCAAGUAACGGUCUGCCCGGGGCCACCAGUCCUAAUCCUCCUCACAACAGCAACAACACAGCAACAAUCAUGAACAAUGGUCCAAUGACGAUGAGCUCGCCCAUCAUUAUGGCAAACACAAGCAGUCCCAUCAUGGUGCGAGCCCAGCAGCCCACUAUGUCUCAGCCGGAGCAAAUUAUUGUGCCAGUAGGAAAUGUAAGUAAAAUUUUCCUAAUGUGUCUGUUAGAAAUUUUAUCAUUUAUACAAUAUUUCCAAAUAGCAUUGUCCAGAGUGUUUGAAACAUUGGGUGUGGAUCUAGACUAGAUAUUUCUAACAAGAUGUUGGAUUUUCUUGUUAAAAAUUUGGCUGCUGCUUUGUUGAUAAGAAAAAUGUAUCUGGUUUAAUCUAAUUGACUCUAAAAUUAAAUUUUAAUUUCAUCCAUCCCUGUGGUGCUAAUCCCCAUUUAAGGGCUUUGGCCUGCCUCACCACAUCCUUCCACUGAGACCUGAUACUUUCCUUUUCCAUGCUUGGAUUCCCUGCUGCUGUAGACCCCUCUCCAGAUCAUUCACCCGUCUAAGCCUAGGUCUGCCUUUAAUUUGUUUUCCUCUGGGGUUUCCUCUUCUCUCCUCUGUCAUUUGGUUCUUUUUAAGUGAUCUUAAUAGGAAACCUUAAUAUACAGGUGAUGAAUGCAAGCAAAAUCUCAGAUUCCAUCUCCAGACAGUCUUCAGCUAGCGCACAGGCAGCUUCUACACCAAACGCCAAUCAAGGGGCAUCAGGCUCUGAUACAAGAGGGGUCCUGGACAAGUCACGUCUUAGGGACUUGGUAAAGGAGGUGGACCCACUGGAGCAAAUGGACGAUGAAGUUGAAGAUGUAUGUUUCCUGUUGAUUUUUCAUUUUUUCAUUUAUUGCUUGAAAUGUUGCUCCAUUAAAAAAAAAAUAUCUUAAAAAUUGGGCUAUUUAAGUUUGCAAUUCGUGAUUUAAAGACUCAAAGACUUGCCAUCCUAUCUGUCAAGGGUAUGAGAAUCACUGUUGUCAUGUUUGGUAGGGAAACAAUGUUUAGUUAGAGAUUUCAUGUGUAGCUGUAUCGGUGGUUUGAGAGUGUUGUGACGUAUUUGGGUAAAGGGAAAUGACGCGUUAGUUUUAGUUGUUGUUAUGGUGGAUAGAUGGCAGAUAUACUAGAUUGACGGUUUGGACUUGUGUGUUGCUGAGUGUUAGGUUGAAACGAUUUGAUGAUUAGUCUGUAAUUAUGUAACAACCAUAGUUAGGGAAUUGUAAAAAUAAAUUCAUAUCUUGCAACAAAACUAUAAGUGUUGGUUGUAUUACUAGCUGUUGCUAUUAGAUAUACUGUCUUGUGGGAUGGAGUGAAAGACUUGGCCCAGCCAAGUAGACACUCAUCGCCAUGAUGAACACGAAACAACAGGUUCAACAGCUCGUCACUAUCUUGAUCUUAAACAGUUAUGAUAAUGAACAACCUAAUUCCUUUAUCAUUGAAUUUUUUAUUUUGAUUUUUGUGCACUGCUGUUUAGUUCCUGUAAUAUUUUUCCAGGUACUACUGCAAGUUGCUGAUGAUUUCAUUGAAAACGUUGUGGCCGCAUCUUGCCAGCUGGCAAAGCAUCGGCGUUCCAAUACACUAGAAGCAAAAGAUGUCCAGUUAUAUUUAGGUAUGGUACCAAAAAAAUCAAAAGUUUUAAGUUUGGUUAUGGAAGUGGAUGUUAUGUACUACAACUACAAGUAACUAAUGGUUUCUACAUGAAUAUUUUUACCCAUACUUUUUUUUAAAAAAUAAGUUUUAAAAAUUUUCAGAGCGUAGUUGGAAUAUGCAAGUUCCUGGAUUUGGCUCAGAAGAAAUACGGCCGUAUAAAAAAUCCAUCACGACAGAAGCACAUAAACAAGUGAGUAUCCUAUUUUCGGCUUCAUUUAUUGUGUCUUUGUUCAUAGAAUAUGUACAUUUAUGAACUGUAAAUUGCUUUCGAACAUUAUUAUAUUUGACACAUACCUAUGUUUGAAGCCACUUUGGCUAGUUGCUCUUGACACUCUACUGGUACCGGUACUUAUUAAAUUUAUUAUUACAGUGGGUUGUUAAGGUGUAUGCAGCCAUCUUAAUAUCAUGUGCACACCAGUGGUAAAGGUGGGAAGGGCGUGAUUGGUCAGUAAGAGUAAACUUCUCGACGGGGAAAUGAGUAGAUGUACUUAAAAAAAACAAAGCACUAAUAGAGUCUGUUUUAGUUUGAGAAAUAUGACCAUAAAUAAUCCAUUCUAAUAUGCUAUCUAUUUCAGAGGAUGGCCCUGAUCAGAAAGACAUUAAAGAAAUACUAGUAUUAGAUCUGAAUUUUUGUUCUCCUAUUUUGUGUAAAGAACUAAUUGUGUUUCGCCAACUUAUUAAAAUGCAUAAGUUUAUUUUAUUCGGUAGAGGUUUUCUAAAUCUAAAAAAAAAAAAAAAAAAAAAAAAAAAAAAAAAAAAAAACAAAAAAAAAAAAAAAAAACCAUAUAAAUAUAUAAUAUAUAUAUAUAUACGGUAAUGAAAAAUGGGUAACCUUAAAAAUUUUAAUGGCAGGAAAUAUUAUCUAGGUUUAAUCCACAUUGUUGAAAAGCAUUAGCACUGUUAUACUGCUUUUUUAAAAUGGAACAAGUAUUAGCAUUAUUCAUACAUGCAAUGGAAAUUAUAAAAUGAAAACUGUAGUAGCCCGAAGCCAUUAGAUUUUCUGUGCAGUAAACCCGCUAAAAAGAUCUAUAACUUAUUCCAAAGUUGGACAUCUUACAACAAAUAAGGCUAAAGGUUGAUUUUUUAUUUGAAGCGGUUUAGCAUUGUUCUUGUCAGCACCGCAUGAACUAGACCACUGGUGGAUAUUUAAUCAUUUUUUUGUUGUGCUCAUAAUGCAGAAAGCGUGUAAAGCUUCAUUUAUCAUAUUCAUGGCAAUGUGUUUGCAAUGAUGAAAUAGCCAUAGCUGUUGGUGUUUGCAAUGAUGAAAUAGUCAUAGAUGUGGGUGUUUGCAAUGAUGAAAUAGCCAUAGCUGUGGGUGUUUGUGAUACUUUCUGUGUGAAAGUUUUAGCAAUCUGUAAGAGUGUAAUAAUUGUUGUUGAUGGUAUAGUGGAUUAUUAACUUGAAUGCUCCUAUUGUUAACUUAAAUAAAAUGCAAAACAUGUUGAUGUUACAGAACAGAGUUUUCGU